Cetraspora pellucida is the source of this 774-nucleotide messenger RNA. The record is from the annotation of a GenBank genome assembly. NCBI's taxonomy places the organism in Eukaryota, Fungi, Glomeromycota, Glomeromycetes, Diversisporales, Gigasporaceae.
AUGUCUUCCGUCACGACAAACCUUCCUUUACAAUAUCAACGCGAGAUACUAGAUGAAGUUUUAGCUGAAGAUGGUUUCUUAAUUCUAAGUCGUGGUUUAGGCUUAAGACAUAUAAUAUGUGCACUCCUCAAAAUAUAUUCUCAUACAAAUCAUUUAGUGAUUUUGUUAAAUACUCCUGCACAUGAAGAAAUUAUCAUCAAGGAACAACUCGCAGAAAUAGGUGUUAGGAAACCUGGGCUGAGGGUUGUGAACAAUGAGAUGGGUAUCAAAGAAAGAUCUGAAUUAUAUCUCUCGGGUGGUAUCAUGUCGAUUACCUCUCGAAUUCUUAUAGUGGACUUAUUGACAAAGCGAAUUCCUUCAUAUCUUAUUACUGGAAUAUUAGUGAACCAUGCAGAGAGGGUAAAUGAAACAUCAAUAGAGGCAUUCAUAUUGAGAGUAUAUAAAGAGGAAAAUCAGGCAUGCAGUCCUUUAUGUGAAGGAUUUAUUAAAGCAUUUUCAGAUUCACCUGAAUCCUUUACUGGUUUUUCACCAUUACAAACAACUUUACAGUAUCUUCAAUUACGCAAAAAGAAAAAUAAUUUUAAUUCAUUUUUAAGUUAUCAUGUGACUAUACGUGAGUGCCUUGAAGAACGAAAGAUCGAAGUGAUUGAAUUAUAUCAAUCCAUGUCCAAUUCCAUGCGUGAGAUACAAUCAGCUAUCCUUGAGUGUAUAGAAGCUUGUGUAGCAGAACUUAGAAAGACAAAUAUUGCUUGGUUAGACAUUGAAGAUUUAACU